This is a messenger RNA of Polyodon spathula (Mississippi paddlefish), 991 nucleotides long. RefSeq names its product NADH dehydrogenase [ubiquinone] 1 alpha subcomplex assembly factor 2-like. The record is from RefSeq and is a predicted model, not a curated record. The transcript is spliced from 4 exons. The coding region runs from base 83 to 829 and encodes 248 amino acids. NCBI's taxonomy places the organism in Eukaryota, Metazoa, Chordata, Actinopteri, Acipenseriformes, Polyodontidae.
AGUAAACAACGGUGUUACAUGGAAAUAAACUGGAGAUGAAUGCAGUUGUUUAAAACAGUUAUCUUCUUGUUAAUAUUUAAACAUGAGCAAAACUGGGGCUUUAUUACGGAGAACGUUUGGAAUAGUAAAACAGCACAUGGGGACCGAUACUCUCGGAAACAAAUAUUAUUAUAUCCCUGAGCAGAAAACUUGGACAGGACGGACCAUUCGAGCAAAGAGACUGAUGGAGCCAGUGAGUGCGAAGGAAUAUGAAUAUCAAGAAGGAAGCAUUCCAUCUGAAUGGGAUGGUAAUGCUUGGAUAAUGUUUUCAGGGAGAACGAUGUACUGUAUGCUGUGGAGGUCCAUCAUUGCAGACAGAGUGUCAGUGUUGAUGCCAAAGAGGACUUUAAUGGUGGCCAUUUUAGAUAUCAACUUUGACAAACUGUCUACAGUGAAGGACAAUUACAUUUUGCUUCCCAUAUUAAAAAAAAAAAAACAGGUUUCCUCUUUUAUGGUUUUAUGUCUUUGUACAGUUUAUUUGUUUUUUUUGCCAUCAAAGGAGCUUGUAAAAAAUGAUCGAUACAGAGAGCAGAUCAAAUUCCGAGCCAAAGUUGUUGAAGAAAAGGAGAUAUUAAUUCAAGCCAACGAGUACGAGGAAGGGCUCGUGGCUCGACUUGUUCAGACGAAGUUAAAGGACAUGCCUCCGCACCUCUACUACAGGGAGGAACAGCUGUUUGCAGAACCCAGCAGCACUGCCAACACCUUCCAGCCUGGCUCCUGGACCCCUCCCAAGGACCAGAGCACAAGAGCACCACUGGGCUGUCUUGAGACCUGCCAAGAAUCUCUGUAGAACAUGAACUCUGCUCUAUUCUCCUACAGAAAUAUACACUGCAGUGCAGUACUUGGUCAUAGUAAUACUGCAGAGUAGUAUUCUAGUAGGAAUCCCUUUUUGGAAUAAUGUUUGCAAGGGUUACAUGAACUGCUAAUGGUAUUUAUCAAGACAGCAUACAAU